Molecule: messenger RNA, 1080 nt
Organism: Heterocephalus glaber (naked mole-rat)
Lineage: Eukaryota; Metazoa; Chordata; Mammalia; Rodentia; Bathyergidae
Source: RefSeq, a predicted model, not a curated record
GAGAAAGUGUUACAGAGUAUGGUUUUAUCUUUACAGGAGCAGGAAAAUUCAGAUUCGAAACAUCCCUCCUCACCUACAGUGGGAGGUGCCGCACAACCAAGCAUCGACAAAUAAGCUGUGAAACAAAAUGUACACCUGGUCUGUUAUUUUUUAAUCUCAUGAUUUGGUAUUGGAUGGACUUUUGGCUCAGUAUGGGACAGUGGAGAAUGUGGAACAAGACUUGUAUGCUGGAAUACCUGUGUGUGAGAGAUACCUAUAUCUGUCUGUCUCUCCGAAUAUAUCCAUAUAGUUUGGUUUUUAAGGAACAAAAAACUACUGGAGAAACACUGUCACGCCGGGUCAACACAGACACAGAAACUGCCGUUGUCAAUGUCACUUACGCAACAAGAGAAGAAGCAAAAAUAGCCACGGAGAAGCUAAGUGGGCAUCAGUUUGAGAACCACUCCUUCAAGAUUUCCUACAUCCCCGACGAAGAGUUUGUUGGUGCCAUCAUCGGAAAGGAGGGCUUGACCAUAAAGAACAUCACUAAGAAGACCCAGUCCCGGGUAGACAUCCACAGGAAGGAGAACUCUGGGGCUGCAGAGAAGCCUGUCACCAUCCAUGCCACCCCGGAGGGGACGUCUGAAGCCUGCCGCAUGAUCCUUGAAAUCAUGCAGAAAGAGGCCGAUGAGACCAAACUGUAAGUUUGCAGUGGGCAGAUCGUUCCACAGAACGAGAGCGAGAACUGUGUUACUUAGUAAAGAAGACCGUGGCAGAGGGGUGAGAUUAUAUUUACAAAAUUGAUUCCUGGAAGAAUACCUUUAUAGCAUGGUUGUUCUUCAGUUGCAUUUUGGUGGUCCUGAUAUUCCCAUCACCCAUUGGUAGGAGCACACACACAUGUGCUGUCUGGGAGAACUUGCAGUAAUGGAAAUGUGCCAUAUCCCCACGCACUGUGCAAUGAAGUAGCCACUAGGCUCGUGUUGCUGGAGUACUAGAAACAUGACUAGUGCAGUGGAGAAACUGAAUGUUUGAUUUUAUUUCAAUGAAUUCUACUUUAGAUAGCUAUGUGUGUGGCUAGUAUCUGUCUUUAUUUAUUUAGUU